Cimex lectularius (bed bug) is the source of this 2712-nucleotide messenger RNA. Its product is annotated as kallikrein-7-like. The transcript has a single exon. Gene Ontology annotation, molecular function: serine-type endopeptidase activity. The coding region runs from base 229 to 1215 and encodes 328 amino acids. Gene Ontology annotation, biological process: proteolysis. The record is from RefSeq and is a predicted model, not a curated record. NCBI's taxonomy places the organism in Eukaryota, Metazoa, Arthropoda, Insecta, Hemiptera, Cimicidae.
UAAAGGAACAAUAUAGAGGUGUCCAUCUGCAAUUGUGUUAAUAAUUUAUUCCCAAAAUAAGAUUCCUUUGAUUUUGAGAUAGAUCACAGGCCAAAAGGGGGUUUAUCAAACUUUAUAAGACCGAAUAUAUUCAUUCCUUAAAAGGACCUAUGAUAAGAUGAAGAUAAAAGAAGUAAAAAAAUCCCGAUUUGAUAAGAGCUUGGUUCUUCGAUCGAGGCAGUCUGUGCCAUGUGUAAUCUAUGUAAAACAGUUGAUUAUUUAAGCAUUAAUUUUUUGGUAGGAAUGAAAAAUUGUAUUUUUAUGUUAGCGAUUUUUCUCCAAGUUUCAUCUGGAGCGAAAGAUUUGAAAAUCUUCUACGGAAGGGAAGCUAAAGAAGGAGAGUUCCCUUUUGUCGUUCACCUUAAUUCUCCGACAAAGGUUUGCGCCGGAUCGCUGUUGUCUUUCACCAAUUUCAUCACAGCCGCUCAUUGUUUCUACAUCAAAGGGUUUAGAGGAGUCGAACAUAAAAUUUCAAAUCCGAAGAACGUCAAAGUAACAGGAGGCGGUGUCAGUUUGGAAGGUUCCUCUAGGAGUACAACACUCCAGGUACGACGGGUUUCUUGUUACCACGUGCAUCCUUUGUUCAGAUACUACAUUCCCGAUACCGAAUCCAACGACGUGGCCGUUGGCCGAGUGAAUCCCGCUUUCGAUCCCAGUCCGCGUUUGCAACCAGUAAAAAUCUUUUCGAAGGACGCCCUGGAUCUACGGGUGGAGUUCGCCGAUAUUAUUUAUAAGAACGUGACUUGCUACGGCAUGGGAUGGGGCGAGACGAGAUACGAUUGCGACCCCAAGUCGGAAACAAUCAAACUGAAGACGGAUACCCAGUACAUGAAAGUGGUCGAAGUGAAACCGUUGAACACCUACCAAUGUUUAAAAAAAUACAAACGUCUGGCGGAUCGGGGAGAAACGUGCACCGAGGCUGUCAAUCUGCAAGAAGGGCCCUGCAACGGGGAUGCAGGGAGUCCUCUCGUCUGCAACGGUUACGCCUGGGGCCUCUUCACUAGCACCUUGAUCUGCGGGGAACGUGACAACGGGCACAUGUAUGUACUUUUCUGGAACUACUUGGAGUAUUUCAACGACACUUACAAGCCGGAGGGCCUCUGCAAGAGCGGCACCGAACAUCUGCAGUCAAUCUCAUAUAAAAUAUUAUUAAUAUUUUUCAUAACGUUGUACUGAAACUUUAUUCCUUCAUUUUUUUAAAUUGUCGACGGUGCUUCAUAAAAACAUGGUUAUAAAGCCUGUUAAAUUUUUUUCUUGCAUUGACAAUUUUAAUGUUCCAUGAACAUUUGUUUUCUAUGUCUUGUAUAAAUAUAUAUUUAACACAUGUGACUAUUUUCAAAGCGCUUAACAAAACCAUCACGCUAUUAUUAAAAAUUGUUAAAUGAUUUCUUCAAAAAAGCACUUUAGUUAUGCAUUAACUUAUUAAGCAUAAAUAUCGUCUAACAAAGCAAAUAAUAAGCAUGUAUUAUGAUGAAUAACAGAUCACCAUCUUUUAUUUAAUCUUUUAAUAAGAACUUAUGUCGACUCCCACAAAAUUCCGUUUUAGUCUUAAUUUGUUGUCUAAGGAAUUUCCUAAAUUAAUUUAUACCAAAUAAUAAAAAUUUUAAUGGCAGACUAAUUUAGGUUGCGAACAAUGGUGUGCAUGGUUUGCCGAGAUAUGUAGGUGGGACGAUGUCGACCUCAGGUAUCUCCAGGUGGCAGACCCCGAAUCGGAAAAAUCGAUUGUACGUGGUCUAGACUUUUCUUUUAUGUGGCUAUUUCAUGCUGAGUACCGUACCCCCAGCUGUUUGCCACAUCUGACGAUCACCGGAUAUUAUAGUAUAUUGUGGUGGAACGACGAGGCGAUUAUCCAUCGUUUGAAUGAUUUUAUCUCUGAGAAAAUUGGGCUGUGGUUGUACGCAGUUAAGUGAAGAUGAUGAGUUUUCCAAAAAGUAACGUUCGUUCGUUUGAAAAAUUUUGUUCUAGAGAUUUCCAAUUGAGCUAAAAAGGCUAAGAAGAAUGCCGCAGAAGAACAACAAAAAAUUAGGGCCUAUAUCUGGUCAUUUCCGACCAAUUUGGUUUGACAAUCUUCGUUGCCUUUCUCGGGUAGACGUUUCAGGACUUGAUGGGUUUGUGACGAUGACCGGGCGCAACAUCUUAAAUCCAACCAUUAUUCCCUUGGAUGAGUCGUCCCUAGCUCAAACUACUCGGGAUCAGAACACAAUUUCGAUCAAGUGCUUUGUCUGUUUCCAGACAUCAUAAAACAUUUUGGUAUGAUAACAUAAUGAACGUUCGAACCAAUAUGCUCAAUAACAUGGAUGUACCAACUGAGCUAAAAGUUGAGAAACCUGUUUCCACUGUUUCGUACAAGCGUGACACCAGGGCCAAACUACCUCCACUGCUACUCUCAAACGGCUCAAAAACCAAAACUGCCAAAUUGAGUGAAACGUACUAAGUGGAUUACCCAGGUUUACACUUAUUUUCACCUAUUAAACCUUAUUUAAUAUCAAAAUAUUUAUGACAUGUAAAUAAUCUGAUGGAGUGGGGUUGAAGCAAGAGCCAUGGUGUUUUCAGAAGUACCUUUUAUACGAUAGCAUAAUGCACGUCCGAAACAUAAGAGAUCUAACAAGAAGAGGAACAUGAAAACACACUUUAUUCUGAAGCUUUGAGCCCUCGUGAAUAACAAAAAAUACG